CCUAGCAUGGCGAGCUCAGCAUGCCCUGGGCUAGCAUGGGUUUCCCCGGGUCCCUGCCGGAGCCACUGCCCAGGGGCACAUUGCGGAGGUUCAUGCUGAUGCUCUUCUCCCUGCUCAUGUCCCUUUAUGUCUUCUACUGUCUGGCGGAGCGCUGCCAGCCCCUGCCUGCACCCAUCACUGGGGCUGCUGGGCACGGGGACUGGGUACUGGACUCCUGGCAAACUGUGAGCAGGAACAACCCACAAAGGGUUAAGGUGGUCCAAGGGUCACUCCUCAGCCGCCUUUUCCCCAGUUUUGGGGUGGCAUACUCUGUGCAGGAUGGGGUGCUAACCAGUAGCAGCAAUGUCAACCUGGAGGGAGGCAGCACCCUCACCCCACUGGGGGAGGGCAGCAAGAAGCUCCCCCAAGCUAUCAUAAUUGGGGUGAAGAAAGGAGGCACCCGGGCUCUGCUGGAGUUCCUGAGGGUGCACCCCGACAUAAGGGCGGUGGGAGCUGAACCCCACUUCUUUGAUCGGAACUACGACAAGGGACUGGAGUGGUACAGAGAGUUAAUGCCGAGGACUCUGGACGGUCAAGUCACGAUGGAGAAGACUCCCAGCUAUUUUGUCACCAAGGAGGCUCCGGCCAGAAUCUCCGCCAUGUCCAAGGACGCCAAGUUGAUCGUGGUGGUGAGAGAUCCAGUGACCAGAGUUAUAUCUGACUACACCCAGACGUUGUCUAAACGGCCAGACAUCCCUACGUUCGAGGCUUUAACUUUCAAAAACAGGACUACGGGUCUCAUCGACACAACGUGGAGCGCCAUCCAGAUAGGGAUUUACGCCAAGCACUUGGAGAACUGGCUACUCGACUUCCCUAUCGGUCAGAUGCUGUUUGUAAGUGGGGAGAGACUCAUUACGGACCCGGCCGGGGAACUUGGGCGCGUCCAGGACUUUCUAGGACUCAAGAGGAUUAUUACCGACAAACAUUUUUAUUUCAACAAGACAAAGGGCUUCCCGUGUUUAAAAAAGGCAGAGGGGAGCAGCAAGCCCCACUGUCUGGGCAAAACGAAGGGUAGGACUCACCCCAACAUCAACCCCGAAGUGGUCAAAAGAUUACGAGAAUUCUACAGACCCUUCAAUAUGAAGUUCUACCAGAUGACCGGACAUGAUUUUGGCUGGGAUUAUUAGGAGAAUAAAUAUAAUAUAUGCCUAUAUAUUUUUCUUUACAUACACAGAUUUGGGGAGGGGGCAUUUAGCACCUUCUGGAAAAUAUUGUCUUCCCAAGUACAGAUGUAUUUCAACAAUAUCACAAUCAUCUUAUUUUUUUUCUUGUUAUAUAAUUGGUUAUUUUAUUUGUUUCCAAAACCAAGUGGGAAUGGGAAAUGCUAAUUGAUGUUUGUAUGCCUUAAAUCUAAAAUUAUUGCAGCAAAUAAAAUUUGGUAUAUUUUAUCAGUA
Molecule: messenger RNA, 1433 nt
Organism: Spea bombifrons (plains spadefoot toad)
Lineage: Eukaryota; Metazoa; Chordata; Amphibia; Anura; Pelobatidae
Product: heparan sulfate glucosamine 3-O-sulfotransferase 3A1-like
Exons: 2
Coding region: 21-1166 (381 amino acids)
Molecular function (GO): [heparan sulfate]-glucosamine 3-sulfotransferase activity
Source: RefSeq, a predicted model, not a curated record